GUGCAUACGUAUUUUAUUUUUCAAUACACUAUAGCUUCUUCCUCACAACGAUAAAUAAAGCGUAUAAAGUUGAGAAGACACAUAGAUAAAGCACAAUAUGAAUAUAAAUGAUCUACCGGCAGAGAUGCUGAUCGAGAUAUUCACUUAUGUACCAGAACGGGAUUUCCUUAGAAAUGUUCGCCAUGUCUGUCAAAUAUGGAAUCUCAUUUCAACGUCACCAAUCCUUCGACAAAAUGUGGAUAUAAAUAAAUACAUGGAUUCAUACGCCUAUCCUCUGAAAUAUUUCUCGGCCAUACAACUCUUUAUAAGGAAACUUGUUAUGCAUUCUACAUAUAUACAGACAUUCGAGAAACAUCACCAAGAUGUGAAAUUUGAAAAUCUUAAAUCAUUGCAUAUAACUAGUAAGGUGCAAUGUACUUGGUGGCCAAAUUCUAUAUUCAAUAACUUUUUCUCUAUGUUUCCAAAUGUUCAGAUAAUCAAGAUCACCCCUGAAUUUUAUAGGGAUGCUGAAAAUUGUUUAUAUGCAUUGUCUCAAUUCUCGAUCAUUGAAUUAGACUUUGGAUAUUAUCAUGGUAGCAAUUCGUAUGGUUCACCAGGCAACCUACACUUGCACUAUAGGAUUAUACAAUUUGUCAAAGUUCAAAGAAGUUUGAAAAUCUUAAAACUCCGGGCGUCGGACUAUUUUGCGGAAGAUACGGUGGCGCAAAUUCUUGAAAAAUGUCCAACGUUGACUUCCUUGUAUAUUUCAGGAGCCUAUGUAUCAGCGGAAUCCUUCAAAAUCUCGACAAAUGUUUUGGCUUUAACCGAGUUUUAUAUAAAAUCAAAAAACGAGUUUAAAGAUGACGACUUAGAGGCAUUAACAAAACGUGCUCCAUGUCUAAAAACUCUAAAUAUUGAAGGUUGCAGGUCGAUAACAGAACGUGGAUUUCUCCAUAUUGCACAUAAUUGUUCUCAUCUCAAGAGGCUGUUUAUUGGAGAAUUAGAUUCGAAUUGUGUAACUGAUGUAGAAAGUGACAUCAUCACAAAAAUAGCAAAAGCGUGUCCUCAUCUAGAAUUUCUUUCUGCAAAUGGCUGUUCAAAACUUGAAGACGAUUGUAUAAUGGAUCUGGCUACUUCAUGCGGCAGUCUUCGGGGUAUAAAUCUAAACGGUUGUACCAAUAUUACAGAUGUUUCAUUUUUUGCACUAGCUGACCAUUGUCCAUUACUGAAUGUGUUCGAGUUACGAAACAGUGUUAUAUCUCUCAAAUGUGCAAUGUAUUUGAUACAGCAUUGCAAAGGUCUUACCAAAUUGAAUGUGUCGAACUGCAACAAUAUUGAGGACAAAAAUGAUUCCGAACUUGAAAAUAUGUUGGAGGCCCAGACUCAAAAUAGUCAACCAAGAACUAAAUCGUCAGUCAAUAGUGAACCUGAUACGGUGUCUAUCUCCCAAAUGCAUUGUUUCCACUCUCACUUGAAAGACUUAGAUCUAAGUGAAAGCAUGCAUGUUACAAGAACGUUAGUGACCAAGUUAACUAGAAUAUUACCAGAUCUGAUAUCCCUCAAGUUGUCAGUAUCGGUUGAUAUUGAGUCGGAUAAGGAAUGGUUCCAGGAAAUAUUUGAGAACUGUGUGUGUUUAUCCGAAUUCAAACUAUCUACGAUAACAAUUCAGAGGCAAGAUUACCUAAAGUAAUAAGUGUAAUGAAGGUGGGAUUUUAAUAUGCUUCUGGCAUUUAUGUUAGUUUACCAUUCAGCGUUGAUUGCUAUUCAUGAUGGGUUUUCAUAAUGAUGCAGAAAGUUAAGGGUUUUGCUGUCUUCAAGUCUUACUUUCAUAUGAUUUUAUUUGACUAAUGUAUGUCAUAUUUAGUACAUUAGUUUUUCUUUUUGUAAAAGACAAAAAUGAAUAAAUUGUGCGAACAGUACCACUGGUCAACCAACAACUUCUUACUCAUGCUCAGCACCUAUUAAUUCUUACAAGUUUAAGUGUGGUUAUUUUUGUUUGCCCAAUGGUAUUUGUCUUUCUUUUUUGACGACAUAUAGAUACUUCAUCUGUACGAAAAAUCCAGUUUUGUCUCUACACACAAAUAAAACUACUAAAAAGAGUGUUAAAAAUAAGCCGAUGCAUGGGAUAACAAGUCACCAGAUACCAAAGAAAGAGAAUGGAUGCAGAGAACUACAUAUCACCGUACUGCCUUGAACUAUCAAGCCCAAUCCGCAAAGAAAACUUUAAAAAGCCCCGGCAUCACAAAAAAUGAAACAAAUCUUACAAAAGAUAAAAACAACGACAUGAUUUAUGCAAAAACAAUAAGAAAAAUCAAAUAUGGCAAACAGGUCAUAGAUGCAUAUUUUCGAGUGGUAUUUUGGUCUUUGUAAGAGAAUAAGGUCAAGCCUUUCCAUUCUAUGAAAGAAAAUAUAAUUGUAUAGUACAUUCUCCUAGCUCAUGACAGUUGGAUUUGAUGAUACUGUCAGAGGGCAAAAGUAUUUCACCACUUGAAAAUUUUGCUAUUAUAUAAUACAUCUAUAUCAAGAACACUAAAAACAUUAUCCUUCAGUUAUUUUGUCCAAUUUGAAUGAAACUUUAACCGAUAAACGAAAAAAAGUUUACGGUCUGCAAUUUUGUGCCAUUAUUAUGAUACCUGUGUUUGAUAAAAUAAUGAAGGAAAUAACUGUUUAAAGAUGAUUUUGAAUCAGCAUGAAAGAAAUGGAUGGAUAUAGGAAAAGAUAAUACUUGGUUCACUACUUUUCAAAAAGAGUUCUUUUCAGAUCCAACCGUCGAG
Molecule: messenger RNA, 2753 nt
Organism: Mytilus trossulus (common blue mussel)
Lineage: Eukaryota; Metazoa; Mollusca; Bivalvia; Mytilida; Mytilidae
Product: F-box/LRR-repeat protein 2-like
Exons: 2
Coding region: 98-1669 (523 amino acids)
Biological process (GO): SCF-dependent proteasomal ubiquitin-dependent protein catabolic process
Cellular component (GO): SCF ubiquitin ligase complex
Molecular function (GO): protein binding
Source: RefSeq, a predicted model, not a curated record